Messenger RNA from Gastrolobium bilobum, 642 nucleotides. RefSeq names its product glutathione S-transferase F11-like. Gene Ontology annotation, cellular component: cytoplasm. Gene Ontology annotation, molecular function: glutathione binding; glutathione transferase activity. The transcript has 3 exons. The record is from RefSeq and is a predicted model, not a curated record. Bases 1 to 642 code for a protein of 213 amino acids. Lineage: Eukaryota; Viridiplantae; Streptophyta; Magnoliopsida; Fabales; Fabaceae.
AUGGUGGUGAAGGUCUAUGGUUCAGGAAGAGCAGUAUGCCCUCAAAGGGUGUUAGCUUGCCUCUUAGAGAAAGGGGUAGAUUUUGAACUUGUGCAUGUUGAUCUUGAUCAAGGAGAACAAAAGCGACCUGAUUUCCUUCUCAGACAGCCCUUCGGUCAAGUUCCGGUUGUGGAGGAUGGUGAUUUCAGGCUCUUUGAAUCAAGGGCUAUUGCAAGGUACUAUGCAGCAAAGUAUGCAGACCGUGGUCCAGACCUAUUGGGUACAACCUUAGAGGAGAGAGCUCUUGUGGACCAGUGGCUUGAAGUAGAAGCACACAAUUUCAAUGAUUUGUGCUUCACUUUAAUGCUUCAGCUUGUGAUCCUUCCAAGUAUGGGUCAACCUGGAGAUUUGGCCUUGGCUCAUAGUUGUGUGCAAAAGCUAGAGAAAGUGCUUGAUGUGUAUGAACGUAGGCUCUCAGAAAGCACAUAUCUUGCUGGGGAGAAGUUCACUUUGGCUGAUUUGAGCCACCUUCCAGGUCUUGGAAAAAUCAUAGAGGAAGGCAAAAUGGGACACAUAAUAACUGAAAGGAAAAAAGUGAAUGCUUGGUGGGAGAAAAUUUCAAGUAGGCCAGCUUGGAAGAAAUUAAAGGACUUGGUUCAGUAA